AUGUUUGCGAAGACAUCUCUCGUGCUCCUUACCGGACCAGCUCUGCUGGUCUCGGCUUUCCCCGAGAUAGCUCGUAUGGUCGCUGAGAAGCGCAUCCAAGAGCGUCAAACAACGCCACAAAUUAUCGAGUUCCCAGAAUACCCAGGCACACCCAACCACGCCCUCUUCAACCAAUUCGACCCUGCCCUCCAACUCGUCAACACAUCUGGCGAGCACGAGUGGCGCGCCCCAGGCAAAGGAGAUAUCCGCGGUCCUUGUGCCGGCCUCAACGCCGCCGCAAACCACGGCUACAUCCAGCGCGACGGUGUCGUCGAUGCAGCAAGCAUCAACACCGGUCUCUGGCAAGCUUUCGGCCUCGACAAGACAGCCACCAUCUUCCUCGAGACCGCAACGGCCUUCUUCAACGGCGACCCCAUCUCCGGCCGCUGGAGCAUCGGUCCCCAUUCAGACAAGACCAGUUCUCUUCCUCCACUGGUCGGUGACCUCCUUGGCAACGAAACAGGAAUCUGCGCAUACGGCCAUCUAAGAAGUGAGGGCGAUGCCAGUAUCACCCGUGGCGAUUGGCUCGCACCUGAGAUGAACUCCAACUGCCGCUCCUACCCGCAAUACAUGCAAGAGCUCUUUGACCUUUCCAACCAGCGUGCAGGAGGUCUGAUCACGCCCCGAGUCCUCGCUGAGCACUCCAACAACCGCAAAAAGCACAGCAUCGCUACCAACCCAUUCUACUUCAGUCCCGCGUACGCUGGUGUUGCAUUCACCUUUGGCGCACACAUGUUCGCGUACCAUUUGCUUGCGAACCACAGCGCUGAAGCUCCCCGCGGAUUCCUGACGCAAGAUGUAUUCAUGGACUUCUUCAGCUACAAGCGCGACGCCAGCGGUGCGUUGACGUACAAGUACGGCUAUGAGCGUAUCCCAGACAACUGGUACAAGCGCCACCCGCUCGACCCAUGGACGCUUGCAGACAUUGGUGUCUCGACCGCACAGCAAUGUGCCGCGUACCCGUUGAACUGCCAAGUCGGUGGCAACACGGGCGCCGUAAACAGUUUCUCGGGCGUCAACCUGGGUGACAUUACUGGCGGCUUCAUCAACUUCGCAGAGGACUUGAACGACCCCAAGAAGAUGGGCUGCUUCAUCGCGCAGGCCGUGCAGGCGGAUACCCCGUCUUUCUUGAGCAAGCUUCUUGGAGGUGCUGCUCUGACUGCUGCUUUGGCUGCUGUUGAUAGUCGUCUUGGGCCGGCGCUGCAGCCGCUUAAGGACCUAGGCGGCGGAUGCCAGGGCGUGCCAGCGGGCAGGAGUAUGUUCGACUAUGGCAUCAACUUCCCCGGUGCCACUCUUGAGACCGAAGGCCCGAGGUCCGGACAAUAG
Alternaria novae-zelandiae is the source of this 1365-nucleotide messenger RNA. RefSeq lists its product as uncharacterized. Gene Ontology annotation, molecular function: peroxidase activity. The record is from RefSeq and is a predicted model, not a curated record. NCBI's taxonomy places the organism in Eukaryota, Fungi, Ascomycota, Dothideomycetes, Pleosporales, Pleosporaceae. The coding region runs from base 1 to 1365 and encodes 454 amino acids. The transcript has a single exon.